Anneissia japonica is the source of this 1014-nucleotide messenger RNA. RefSeq lists its product as uncharacterized. Lineage: Eukaryota; Metazoa; Echinodermata; Crinoidea; Comatulida; Comatulidae. The transcript has 15 exons. Bases 1 to 1014 code for a protein of 337 amino acids. Gene Ontology annotation, molecular function: protein binding. The record is from RefSeq and is a predicted model, not a curated record.
AUGUCUACUGUGAUACUAGUUGUUAUGAAUGUAGAAGCAGGUGUGAUGAUUGUUACAAGGGGUGUGACGAAUGUUACAAAAGAUGUGGUCAUGAUUGCUACAGGAGGUGUGAUGGUGAUGUAUGUUUCUCAAAGUGUGAAGAUGCUAAGUGCUUUACCAUGUGUACAGCACACUUUCAACUUCGAAAAAUCUCAGGUCAAACUUGUAAAAUUAACAGAGUGUCCGAUGGAAUGGGAAUUUAACGCUGAUUUUAUAAGCUGCUAUUACUUGGCUCAAGACACACAUACUGACUAUCUAUCAGCAAACAGUACUUGCCAAACACUUGGCGGACAUAUUGCGACCAUUUCCAGUGUGAAGGAAAAUUAUUGGAUACAAACGAAGUUGAAUGCAGACUUAAUAAUGUGGCAACCAGCUUGGACCCAUUAUGAUGAUAGGUUGACGGAAAGGUAUAAAAACUUGUCUAUCGUAAAACCUAACGGUCACAGUAACGAUGAAGAUUGCACUGAAAUAUAUCCAACAGGCUUGUUGAAUAAUGUGAAUUGUAGUAAUAUUGCCCUACCUAUAUGUGAAAAAGAUGUUCAAAACACCUGCCCUCAAGAAUACUCUUGUCAAAAUUCUUCUGUAUGCUUACCCCAUCUUAAAGGCGACUACGAUUUUUGCUACAAUAAAUGUCCAGCUGGAUGCACAUGUAAAGACUUUGGAGUUAUGUGCAAUGCAAUCGAAUGGAAUCCAACAAUAAUAAUCAAACCUUCAGUUGCUUACCUAAAACUGGUCAAUAUUCUUGUGCCUGAAUCAUCUCAGCGAAUGUCCGAAGAUGGAUUAAAAGUUCUGCAUAUCAUAAUGGAUUUCCCACUACUCCAAACAGCAAACUUUUCGAACAAUGAAAUUCAAGAUAUUCUACCAGGUACAUUCCUGAAUCAGACCUUGAUGAAGGAGCUGGAUUUGUCUGGUAACGCAAUAACACAUCUAAAUCAAGGUACCUUAAAUGGUUUGACAAGUCUUCGAUCGUUGUAA